Parasteatoda tepidariorum (common house spider) is the source of this 3892-nucleotide messenger RNA. RefSeq names its product XK-related protein 6. Lineage: Eukaryota; Metazoa; Arthropoda; Arachnida; Araneae; Theridiidae. The record is from RefSeq and is a predicted model, not a curated record. Gene Ontology annotation, cellular component: membrane.
CGGGAAUUUUAAAUUUUUGUUGUAUUAUUUUAGUAAUUGAUAUUUUUGUUGUGUUUUGUAAAUAAAUUUUAGUUAUUUGAUUGACAUGAACUCUAAUUUUCAGAAUUGUUUUUUAUGUUGUUUAAAGUCUAAUGUAUGGACGCUUUUUGAUUUGCUUCUUUUAUUAUUAUCUUUUGGAUCAUUCCUUGUCGACAUUGCAACAGAUGUUAUUGUCGUAUACCAGUAUUAUAAAAAUGGACACACUUUUUGGAUGCUGUUGACUGUUAGUUUUGUUUGUGUACCUUCAUUAAUGGUUCAGACAUUUAGUUACAGAUGGUUUGUUGCUGAUGAAAGAGUUUCAAAACUUAUAUGUUUUGUACAUAUUUUUCAAUUAGGAUUAUUUUACAGAUUUAUUGAAUUAUUACAACUUGGAUUUAAAAUGAGGAAAAAACAAUCUAAAAUGGAUUUCCAGAAAUUUAAUCAACAGCAAAGUGAUAUGUGUAUGCUGCGAUUGUUUGAAUCCUUCACUGAAUCUGCGCCUCAGUUAGUUUUGCAGUUGUAUAUUAUGGUUACUACUGAUGACUGGAAUCCUUGGACAGGCGUCUCAGCUGCUGCAUCAAUUAUGUCUUUAAGUUGGGGCAUAUCUGCAUACAGUAAGGCAAUGCGUAAUGUUCGACCAGAGAAACAGAAGCUGUCUUGGUGGGGCUUAUUAUUUCAGGCAUUAUGGAGAAUUGGAAUGGUUUCUUCCAGAAUUAUUUCUUUAGUAUUAUUUGCAGUUUCAUUUGGAUACUGGAUAAUAACAGUUCUAAGCUUGCAUUGGUUUGUCAUGACAAUAUGGAUUUUUCUUCAAAAUACAGAUUUCUGUUCUAGUUGGUGGGAAGAACGUCUUUAUAACUGUGUGAUUGGAGUAGUUUAUUGUUUCUGUUUCUUCAAUUUAAAGGAAGGAAGGUCCCGUUAUCGAAUGCUAUUUUUCUACUCCUUUACUAUAACUCAAAACAUUAUCUUUUUGCUAGUUUUUUAUAAAACAAAUACCAACAAUCAUUAUUUUAAAAACUUCAUCAUCUUUUUUGUACCAAGUGGUAUGUUUUUAGGUUUGCUUAGCAUGUUGCUAUAUUAUCGUUUCUUCCAUCCCAGUGGUCCAAUCACUUUGUUUUCUCACAAUGUCCUGAAAGUUGAAGAUGAAGAAAGUAAUAAAAAGAAUGUAAUGUUCAACAACUGUACUCUCAAAACAUCUCGUAAGUUAGCCUAUGAUGGGGAAGCAGUACAAGCUACGUCACAUAUUUCUGCUGUAAGUGUCGUGACAAUCGAAGACAAUUGGAAAACUUACUCAACAUUAGCUAUUCCUGAUGAAUAUUACAGUUUAUCCAAGACCUCUAAUUUUCACAGAUAUCAUUCCUUUAGCUGCAGCUGGGACUCAUAUUUCUAUGUUUGUAAAAUAUGCUACGAUCUUCACAGAAAAACAUUAGCUUACCAAUAUAAAAACUCAAUUCAUAAUUAUAAGUCCAAUCCCGAAUUUGACAGAAUUUCCAAUCCAGAAUCACAAAAGCAAUCUUUUUCAAAUGUAAAUCAAUGUGAUGAAUUGGUUGAUAUGUAUUGUUCAAAUUCCAUAUGUAUACGAAAAUGCGCUUCUUUGCCUAAUCUUGAAGUAAAGAAACGGAAUUUGGAUAUUUUGUUAAAUGACAUCUAGUUUGAUCAUUUCAACUUUUAAACCUGGUAUUUUACAGAUAUUUAUAUCACAAGUAAGCUAUCUGAAUCAAUUUCGGGUUUUGUUUAUUUGUAACAGAUCAAAAAUAUAUUAUACUGAUGUUUUUGAACGUAAUAUGAAUCAUGUUCUUGGUCCCCUGAAAGAUAGUUACAAGUAGCAACAAAUUCUUCGAAUCAUUUUUCAUUUACAUUUUAAUCCAUGAAUGACAUAUUGUGCAUAUCAGGUAAAAACUUAAUGUCCUGUAAGGGUGCAAAAUAAAAAUCAUAACAACUAUUGAUGAAGUGGUCAAAUUUUAAAUUCAUGUAACUGUAAUCAUUCUAGAAGUUAAUUAAUACUUCAAAUUAGCACAAACUAAUAUGCUAGUUUUAUUAGCAAUAUUAUUAGUUUGUGCAAACGAUAUUUUGAAAUCAAAAUCAUACUCAAAAAUUACUUUUUAGAAUAAACAUACCCUUUUCUUAUUGGAAUUCUUGACUCUCACAAUAAGACAGAGAGCCACAAUCUGAAAAUUAAAGUCUCAAUAGUUAGUUAGGAGAGCUGUCGAAAAUUUGCUCGCUUUUUCUGUUAGUUUAAUUUUUUAUUUAUUUUGCCAUAUCUCUAGAACUAGUUAAGAAAAUGAAAAACUUUUUUUGCUUACAAUUGUAAAAUUUGUUUAGCAAAAGACAGUUCAAUGCAAAAAAUAAUUUUCAAUUUAUUAAUUAUUUUUUUAAUUUAAUUAAGGCUGAAUCACUUUUGGAUUGUAAGGCAUUUGAAUCUUUACACCAUUUUAAAUUAUCUAGUUUGAAAUGGCAAAAUCCAAAAUUUGAACAGAAUCAUUCAAAAAGUUCUUGAGAAAUAAAAAAUACGACUUCUUUUUAAGACUUAGUUUCAUUUCUCAGGCAUCAAAGAGUUGUUUAAAUUCUAUACAUUAACCAAAAGCACUGGAAAUUCUAACAUAACUUUUUAUGUUUGCUUUUAGAAUCCUUGUGCUUGCUUGUUUUAGAAUGAUAGAUAGUUUUUAGUUAUUACUUAUAGUUUUCACUGCACUAGGCUCUUUCUUUUAAUUUUUAUUUGUUGUGUGGUUCAGUUACAAAACUGAUUAUCUCCAAAAUAUAAAAUUUUCUGGGAAAGCUAAUUUUAUGCAACAUUUUGCCAAAAUGAAAUAGGAUCCAAAAAUUAAGUGACUUUUAGACAAUUUGUAUUAUAACAUUAUAUAUAGAAGCAAGAAAACGUGGAGGGAAGGGGAUAUUCAAUGUUUUCUUUUGGAUUUGGCCACCAUUGCUUCAAACCAAAACUUAAAUUUUGUAAAAUAAACAAAAAUGUUUAAUUAGACUGAAUUACAUUGAAAAAAAUUAAAAUAAUAGUUUAAAAGAAUUAUAUUUGAAAUUACUCUUAUGAGUUUGAAAUAGUUUCAAUACAAGAAUUUGGAAAUUACUUUUACUAGGUCUUCAGAAAAGUAAGCAACAAAAAAUAAUUUUGAAAAUAGCAGUAUAUUUUAAAACUUACUUUUAAGAUUGUAAAAUUCAUAAUAUCGCAUAUUUUGACUCAAAUUACAGAAUUUUUAUAACUUAAAAAGAAAAUGGAUCAUUAAUGAUUGUAUAUGAUGUAGCAUUACAUGAUGCUAUGUCGCUAAAAUAUAAUUGGUGAUGAGUAAACAAUAUUAUUAUGAAGGGUUUAAAUAACAACCGGCAAUAAUUGUUGUAAAUUGACAGAAGUAAACAUGGAAAACAAAAUACAUAGUUGGGAUUUGUUACUUUUUUUCCUUUUCCACGACAGACGAUCAUUUUUCUUCCUUCUUGAUUUAUUAAGAGACACAACCGCUACAAACUUCUUUGAAGUCGGGGAAAAAAAAACAAAACAUAAUGCAAACUUUGUGUUAACAGUCAGGAAAAGCGACAUUGUGUGAAUAUAGAAACGGUUGGUUUUGCAGUAAAACUAGACUUUCAAGUGUAGAUUCUGUUGAAUUUACUACAAACUUUAAAAACUAACAAAAAUGCAUUUCAAAAUUUGAGAUAAUCAGUUUUGCAACUGAACAAUACUAUUUUAAAUUAUAUUUUGACAGUAGCUUUAUCAAAUGUAUAUAUAUCAGAUAUUUUUUAUAUACAAAUUGUACAUAUAAAACAUAACACUAAGUGUAAGCAUUUAUUUUAACACUCAUGUAUAGAUAGAACUGCAUUAUUUAAUUUGUGUUGUGAGCACGAACAAUUGGAAAUAAAUUUAUAUAUUUUCAUA